Halteromyces radiatus is the source of this 1448-nucleotide messenger RNA. RefSeq lists its product as uncharacterized. Lineage: Eukaryota; Fungi; Mucoromycota; Mucoromycetes; Mucorales; Cunninghamellaceae. Gene Ontology annotation, cellular component: nucleus. The record is from RefSeq and is a predicted model, not a curated record. The coding region runs from base 154 to 1272 and encodes 372 amino acids. The transcript has a single exon. Gene Ontology annotation, biological process: regulation of DNA-templated transcription. Gene Ontology annotation, molecular function: zinc ion binding; DNA-binding transcription factor activity, RNA polymerase II-specific.
UUUUUUUUUCUCCUUUUUUUUUUUUUUUUUUUUUUUUUUUCUUUUUCUUUUUCUUUUUUUUUUUCUUUUUCUUUUUCUUUUUCUUGGUAACUCAAUCGACCAUUCCUUAUUUUCUAUUUUUAUUUCUCCUUUUUGUUUCUCUUUAUUCAACAUAUGGAACUUAGUGUUAUCAAGAAAAAACGAAAAGUCAGUUGUUUAUAUUGUCGAUCAAAGAAACUCAAAUGUGAUGGCAAGUUACCAUGUGCAAGAUGUAUCAAGAAAGAUAGUAGUGAUAAGUGUGCCUAUGGCGAACAAAGACCUCUUGGUCGUCCUCCAAAGAAUGCAGUAGUGAAUAAACUGACUCUCAAUCAGACUAAGCAAUUUACACAACAUCUUUAUAACGACUUUAUCAUUGAAAACGUGACAUAUACGAUUCCAAACAGCACUCGAUUCAUUCGAAGCGACAAAACAAGGACCUUACAUUACUUUUUGGACUCCCACUUCUCUCAAGCCAUAGGGAUCGCAGUGAAUGAAUUAGCCAUUGUUCGAUAUAACAAUAAUCCUUGCCUAGUCGUGGACGUCAAAAUUUACGAUAUUCUGGACAUACACACUUGGACUGCUGUGGAAUUUGUCAAUAGAUUCUGCAGCAAAAUCAGUUCGAUAUCUAUAGAAGGUGCCUUCGAUUAUGAACAUACUGUGGCUGCAUUAUUUCAGGACCUUGCCUUCAAGUUCUUGAUAGAACCUCCUUCAACACCACCUUUAACCAAUCCACUUCUAACUCUCUCAACACAACAAGCCAUACGACUUAUCGAAUUAUUUUUUACAGCUCAUCCAUGCUCACAUUUCCUCAACAAGACAUUACUAUUACAAGCUUUUUGGACUGAUGCAGUGGAUCCUUUAUUAUUGUGCGUAAUUUAUGGAACUGCGAUCUAUUUUGGAAAGACGAUGGAAGGCAAACCUAUUGGAAUCAGAGAUGCUGUAGAUGGAACCGUUCGAAACGUGUUUUUGGAUUAUGCUUAUUAUCUGCUACAGAAAUCAUCGGAUGAACCUAAUGUGGCCAAGUAUCAAGCUGUCUCCUUACUCUGUAGGUUUGAAGGUACUCAUGGUUAUCCAAAACGAGGAAUGUCCAUGUUGGGUUUGGCACAUAUGAUGGAAUCAAAACUUGGUCUUACGGAUGGGUCUCUUCUCUCGACAGAAAUAAGUGAUGUGGAAGCGGAAUUGAUGAUCAAUGUUUACUGGGCAAACUUCAUUGUUAUGGUUUAUCUCUGUACCGAAGGUAAUAAAAUUUUAUGAAGAAAACGAUUAUUUCCUUUUACUUACCUUUUUUUUUUUUUUGGUUCAUCUACUAUAGUAGGCCAUCCAGCUAAGUUUACCAACAAUAUUUUACCUCCACCAUUACCACCUACCAGUAUUCAAAAAUCACUCUCGUAUCAACUUGAUAUAUCCAACGGUAAUCAACGUCACUAUCA